AUGCUCGCUCGGCGAGCCAUACCUCGCCUGCAACAACCAUUUCGGCAGUUCGCGCAAAGAACAUUCUCCACAGCAGAGCUCAGCAAUGGCAUCAAAAUGGCGUAUGAGAAGUACGAGCCGGAAAGUGGACAAUCUCAUGAGGGUGCUCCGGUAGUCUUCGUUCACGGCCUAUUUGGUUCCAAAAGAAAUCACCGGAGCAUAAGUAAGUAAGGAGAACGAGAUGUGCCGAAGGAAAUGGACGUGGAGCUCAUGGCCACCUAGACAACUUGUUCGCGACCUGAAGAGACCUAUCUACGCCGUCGAUACGCGAAACCACGGCGACUCCUCACACGAUCCACGACACGACUAUACCGCUCUGGCAGAAGACCUCGAACUAUUCCUACAACAGGAGAAGAUCAAAGAUGGCACGCUCAUUGGCCACUCGAUGGGGGCAAAGGUUGUCAUGACUGUUGCACUUCGCAAGAAAGUACCCAUCGGACACCUCAUACCUGUUGACAAUGCACCCGUGGACGCUGCUCUCAAGUCCGACUUCGCCAAAUACACAGUAGGAAUGCGCAAGAUCGAAGAAGCCGGCGUAAAGUCGCUCCGUGACGCCGACAAGAUCCUCUCGGACUAUGAACAGAGCUUGCCUAUCAGGCAGUUUCUACUCACCAAUCUGAUGCAUACUGAGGACGGGACUCAGAAAUUCCGCGUUCCUCUGAAGUAUCUGACGGAUUCGCUGGACAAACUUGGCGAUUUCCCUUUCAAAGAUCCAGACGAGGCCAGGUGGGGAGGCCCAACUCUGAUCGUGCGAGGAUCGAGGAGCCGCUACGUGGCGGACGACAUGCUGCCCAUCUGUGGAAGAUUCUUCCCGAAGUUCGAGCUGUCAACCAUCGACGCUGGCCAUUGGGUGAUCAGCGAGAAGCCCGAGGAGUUUAGACAAGGCAAGUGAAGUCGUGCUGGCGAUGACUCCCUGUUGCUAAUCGAUUUGCAGCUGUUGUCGAAUGGCUCCUGAAGAAGGAGUAA
Lecanosticta acicola is the source of this 1005-nucleotide messenger RNA. NCBI's taxonomy places the organism in Eukaryota, Fungi, Ascomycota, Dothideomycetes, Mycosphaerellales, Mycosphaerellaceae. The record is from the annotation of a GenBank genome assembly.